CAUUUUUCAUGCGGUGACGGCCUUGUAAACAACUAUUCGUGAGCUAAUCAGUUAAUCAUAUGCGAUUUCGUCUUUGCUAACUACUUUGUUGUCUUAUUGCCCACUAUCUGUUUGUGAAAUUGCUCGAGAGAAAGAAAAAAAAAUAGCAGAAACAUUGUGCUGCGAGAAUGACUGAUAAGUGGAAGAAGACAGCUCUUUUUGUCAUAGACAUGCAAAAAGAUUUCAUCUUGCCUGAUGGGCCGCUGCUGGUAGAUGGUGGUGCAGCUAUUAUCCCUAAUGUUAUUAAAGCUGUUGAAGUUGCUAGAGAACGAGGCAUGCUUGUAGUUUGGGUUGUUCGGGAGCAUGACAAAUUAGGGAGAGAUGUUGAACUCUUCAGAAGGCACUUGUAUAGCGAGAAGGGAGGACCUACUGUAAAGGGGCAUGAAGGUGCUGAACUUGUUGAAGGACUUGAGAUACAUGAAGGGGAUUAUAAGUUGGUUAAGACACGCUUCAGUGCAUUCUUUGCUACACACCUUCAUUCAACUCUGUUAGGUGCUGGAAUUGAUAGCUUGGUCAUUGUUGGAAUUCAAACUCCUAAUUGCAUCAGACAAACAGUUUUUGACGCAGUAGCAUUGAAUUACCCUUCAGUCUCUGUCAUUGUUGAUGCCACAGCAGCUAAAACACCAGAAGUUCAUGAUGGUCUGGCAAUUCUCUAUUAUUGCUAACAAUGUGGUUAUGGAGAAGGCGAACCAGAUAUGAGGGAAGCAUGUGUCAUAAUCAUAUGCUCAUAUAUACCCAAACUUUCUCUGAGAAAAUAGAUCUGCUCUCACUAACUUCGGGACAGGAAAAAAGAAGCUAUGUCUUGUUCUGUUACCUUGAAAAUUUGGUUGCUCGAAUAUGAGCUAUGACAAACUUGCUGUUUUUCCUACUUGAUAUUCCUCUUUUGGUCAUGAAUUUCAGUGUUAAUUUAGCAUAUUUCUUGCAUGGAGAAUACAACAUUCUCUUGAUAACUAAGUGACCUUCUGUCCUACACUCCUACUAUAACACCUACAAUAUGAGUUGUAAGAUCUUCAAUGUUAUAGUCUAUCUUGUCAUGUUAUGAGAUGAUUGUCUAUUACUUUA
Beta vulgaris subsp. vulgaris (sugar beet) is the source of this 1101-nucleotide messenger RNA. RefSeq lists its product as hypothetical. Bases 168 to 704 code for a protein of 178 amino acids. NCBI's taxonomy places the organism in Eukaryota, Viridiplantae, Streptophyta, Magnoliopsida, Caryophyllales, Amaranthaceae. The transcript is spliced from 5 exons. The record is from RefSeq and is a predicted model, not a curated record.